This is a messenger RNA of Periophthalmus magnuspinnatus, 4060 nucleotides long. RefSeq names its product centromere protein J (gene cpap). The transcript has 19 exons. The record is from RefSeq and is a predicted model, not a curated record. Bases 124 to 3702 code for a protein of 1192 amino acids. Gene Ontology annotation, biological process: cilium assembly; centriole elongation. Gene Ontology annotation, cellular component: centrosome; nucleus; centriole. Gene Ontology annotation, molecular function: tubulin binding. Lineage: Eukaryota; Metazoa; Chordata; Actinopteri; Gobiiformes; Gobiidae.
GUCUGUGAUGGCGGCACCCUUCGAAUGUUUCUGCUGAUAUUUGUUAUGUCCGAACAACGGGGCAGUCCUGAUAGAGAGCGAACUCUUUUCGGCGCUGUCUGAGGUGGGGGCAGCCUGGUCGUCAUGUCAUCCCCAGCGCUGCACUGUUCUCAGGCAGACUUGUUGAGUCACUGGAUGCCUGGCAGCUUCAGGGUGGGGGUGAUCUUCAAUCCGUACCCAGUCGUGGCUCUUCCCAAGGGGCCCUCUUGCUCAUCUUUUCCAGGGCCUGAUGACUCCUUCUCUGGCCACUUUGCCCCUCUGCCAGCCUCCGCAGACAGCAGCUGUGUGGUCCCAGAGCCUCUAAGCUUUCACAUUGACAUGGAGCUAAAUGAGGCAGAACAUGAGCAGCAGAGAGAGGCUGGUGACACGGUGGACAGUGAAGAGGAGGAGGCAGCACAGCCCUAUGAUGUGUCCCUGGUGAUGAAGCUGGAACAGUUGAGGCAGUGGCAGCAACACAUGCAGCAGCAGCUCAGGGCUCAGCAGCUCGAGGAACUGCUCCAUCUUCAGCAGGAGCAGCAGAGACUCCUGGCCUUGAUGAGCUCCCCUGCCCACAACUCAGAGCAUGUGGAGGAGCUGUCAGGAGCAGAAUGGGAGGAGACUACACUCCACAGCAGUACUGCGUGCAACUUCCACAACAUGGAAGGAGAGGAGGAGCCCCAGAGCCAGAGGAGUCCACAGUACCAGAGCCAAGAGCCAUCCAUGAGGUUUUCCAGCAAGUACCAGGAAGAAGAGCAGCUGCUGACCCAAAGCUGUAGCUCCAGGACCUCAGCAGACAGACCCAUCAGACCUGGGAUCGGGGCUCAGAAGACUUUUGAGGACAUGCUGGAGGAGCAGCUCAGACAUGAGGAGAAGAGGCUCAAUUCUGUGCACCCACAACAGAGUGACUCUGGAGGCCAUACCUGCCAGGCCCGUCCUAAAAAAGCCUUUCUGAGGAAGGGAGAGGGGCUUCUGAGGUUUACUGGUCACACAGCAGAUGUCCACAAGAAUCAGAGAACAACUCAGACCGAAGCGAUUAUCUGCAGCAACUCAGAGCGUGUCUCUGUGCACACAGGACAGUCCAGCUGUAUCCCUAAACCUCUGGUGCAACGCAAAACAGCCAUGGUCUCUCAGGAGUGCUGCCCUACCACCUCCCUGCGCCAGGACACCAAGGCAGCCCGCUUAAAGGGGCUACAGAGCCAGCUGCGGCUCUGCCAGCCUCCACCACAACCUGUUCAGAGGCUGUUAGAGGGACCAGCCAGCACGGCGCCUGCAGAGCCUGCACCCUGUCGGAGCAGAGCCAGUGAGGCCAGUCCUCUGGCUAAGGGUGCACACCACAGGGAUGGAGCUCCACCCACUGGACAGGGGCUAACGCAGGGGCAGGGAUGGGGACAAGAGCAGGAAUGGGGACAGAAGCAGGCACAGGCAGGAGCCAGGAGCUCUCAGGAGCAGUCCUUCCAGGAGCGGCUGCUGCGCUGGGAGGGGGCCCGGCAGGAGGAGAGCAUGGAGUUGGGAGAGUUUGAGCUGCUGGAGCAGGCUGCAGAGGAGCUGUCCUUCUCCUCCAACUCCUCCUUCGUCCUCAAGGUUCUUCAGCUGGACCAGCAGAAGCAACUCCCAGUCAAGGGGCUCCACCGCCGCCUAUCCUCCACCCCAGUCAAGGCCCCCUCGCACCCCUCACAUCCAGUCUCCCUCCACGGGCCCACUGAAGGGGGGCCACGGCAGGACGCCAGGCUGGGACUGUGUGAGGCAUCCUGGGACAGCUGGGAGAGACAAGAUGACCCAGGAGAACAACUGCCUUCAGGUCCUAGUGUCUAUGCUUUUCCCUGUCAGAGCAACCCUCCAUAUGACAAGCACACAUACCAGGACCAGGACCACUCUCUGUAUUCCAAUGAGCAAGAUGAAGGUGAAGGUGAGGACUGCACUGUAACAGAGAACCUACUGGAACAGCGCCCGUCAGAGGAGCGCCCGUCAGAGGAGCGCCCGUCAGAGGAGCGCCCGUCAGAGGAGCGCCCGUCAGAGGAGCGCCCGUCAGAGGAGCGCCCGUCAGAGGAGCGUGGCCAAGAGGAACCAGAGGAGCAGAUGAGCAGGGUGCUGUUUGACGACCAUGACACCUGGAGCCAGCUCUCUCAGGACCACAGUUUCAGCACAGAUGGUCCAGGUGAGCUGGCCUCCCCACCAGAGUGUGCUGUGGAGCAGAAGGCCCAGCCCUCUCGGCUCAUGAGCAGGCUCUUACCUGCACUCAAGACACACUCCCACAAUGCACCGGUGAGUGCUCCGCCCACAGCUACUGAGCCCCGGAGCACUCCACCCACCACACACCCUCAGCAGACCCAGUCACUUCUGCUUAGGGAGAGGCUGGCAGAGCUAGAGGUGGAGAUCCAGCGCUUCAAAAAGGAGAACGCAUCUCUCGCCAAACUGCGCAAAGACAACCUCAGAGUCCAGGAGGAGCUAAGAAGGGAGCGCGGUGACUUUGAGCAGACGGUGGCACAAGAGAGGAGCUGCUUUGAGGAGUACAAACGAGAGGAGAUGCGUAAGCUACAGAGGGAGCGCAGACUGUUGGAGAACCACAUAUCUAUCGCAAGAACAGUGCCCAACAAGAAUGAGCGCAAGGAGAUACAGGCUCUGAAGCAGCAGCUAAGCUCAGUCCAAGAGGAGCUGAGGAGGAAGGAGUGCCGCUGGGCUAACACUCACAGUCGACUGCGCCACCAGCUGGAGGCUCUAGGGAAGGACAACAGCGCCCUUCGAGAGGAGGUGAAGACUCUGGAGAAACUGCGAAUCAUGGCCUGGAAGAAAACUGUGGACUGUGACAAACCCUCUGCUGCCAAAGGAGUCAAAUUUGCAACUCCUUUGGACUCCAGUAGAACUUCUCAGAAAAGCCCUCCAGCACCGGACACUAGAGGGACCCGCAGGGCAUCUGCUCCAGGAGGCACGGUGGGGACAAAAGAAAUCAAGAGCAGUCUUAGGAGGCCGUCUCUAACAGUAACAGCGGUGAAGGAGACUGAGCUUGGAGACCAGAACCAAUCCAGCCUGAGUCCAAAGAAGGCCGAUGGGUGCUCCCCUGGUGAGACCCAGUCUGAGCCACGCCCAGCACAGGACUGUGACAGGAGUGUGCAGGGGCCACAAGAGGAGGUACCGGGGCCUGAUGGAAAAGUGGAACAGGUCCUGUCCAGUGGUGCACGACUCAUAGUGUUCCCCAACGGCACCAAGAAGGAGGUAUCCUCUGAUGGACAGACAGUCAAAGUCACUUUCUUCAAUAGAGACACCAAAGAGCUGACAGCAGACCAGAGAGUGAUCUACUACUACGCAGAGGCCAAGACCACUCACAUCACCUACCCUGAUGGCAUGGAGGUCCUACACUUCCCCAACAAUCAAACAGAAAAACAUUUCCCUGAUGGCCGCAAAGAGAUCACAUUUCCCGACCAGACAGUGAAAAACCUGUAUCCAAAUGGACAAGAGGAGAGUGUUCUGACCGAUGGCACCGUCAUCCAGGUCCACCCAGAUGGCACUAAGGAGAUCCACUUCAACACAGGGCAGAGGGAGGUGCACACAGCAGAGUACAAGCGUAGGGAGUACCCGGAUGGCACAGUAAAGACAGUCUACAGUGAUGGUCGGCAGGAGACCUUAUACCCCACAGGACGCCUCCGAGUCAAGGACAAAGAAGGCAAUGUCAUCCUGGACACACCCUAGAGUUGUCCAGUCAAUUUGGGAUAGAAUUUUAAAAGACUUUCUUUAUGUAUGUUGUCUCUGAACUCCAAAAAUGUAGUUCUACUUCAUCUGAAUGAUUUCUAUAUUAUACAUUUGCACUGUUGCAGAAAGCUUUUAGCUUCAUUUAAACUGCAGAGGCUAGUAUCACUGGCCUUCACAUGCACAUCAAAAUCUGAGUAUCUGAUUUCUGGACGUUUGAGAUGAUUUAAAUGACAUGUAAAUCAGAGGGACCAUGAUCACAAAGAAAUGUCAUGAUUUUGCUGUUUAUAUGUAAUUUUAAUAGUCUGACUACUCAAAAAAAAUGUGUUAAUCAGAUUUAGGGCACACAUGUAACCGCAGC